AUGUUAACACCACCCGACGUUAAAGAAAGAAUUACUCUCCACAAGCGACCGCCUCUCAAUCAGAUCCACUUCCAGAUGCUCGUCCUGCUCCUCGCCGCCUGCGCCGCCGCCAGUUACGUGGCCCCAGUGCACCACCCGCUCGUAGGCGGCCCCAUGGUCGUGCGCGCCCCCUCCCACGACUCCGCGAUCAUCCAGAGCCACCGUCUGGGCGGCAACUUCGCCUACUCCACCCACGAGGCUCACGCCCACGCCGUAAUCAACCCCAUCGUCGCCCACCGUCAGGUUCCCGUGGGCGUGUCCCUCCACCCGGGUCAGCCCAUCGUGCACUCCGAGACCGACUACGUGUCCACGUACGUCCCUCGCUACGGCUACGCUCAGCCCCUCGUCGCUCGCAGCCACUACUAGGGGGCGAGAGAGAGGGCCAAGAGAUGGCUGGGCUGGUGCAACAAGUGCAACCUUUUCUUGCUUUCUCAUUUACUGAUUCUCUGAUUCUCUUUCUUUCUUUCUUCAAUCUUCCCUCUUGGCCUCGUUUCGUGCCUUCCUUCACUUCGCUUCGUCCUGGUCGUUGAGCGUGAUGUUCCCGGCUUGGCGACAGAGCCCUUCAGGGUUGGUCGCCCUGCCUUGGACAGCUGAGGUGUAUGGCUUGUCAUUUUAAAAAAUUCAUUGUAUAGUUUUUAUUCAUUAAAGCAAUUUAAAAAAUGUGUAUCUUUAUGAUACA
Penaeus indicus is the source of this 718-nucleotide messenger RNA. RefSeq lists its product as uncharacterized. The record is from RefSeq and is a predicted model, not a curated record. The coding region runs from base 1 to 405 and encodes 134 amino acids. NCBI's taxonomy places the organism in Eukaryota, Metazoa, Arthropoda, Malacostraca, Decapoda, Penaeidae. The transcript has a single exon.